Molecule: messenger RNA, 336 nt
Organism: Melampsora larici-populina 98AG31
Lineage: Eukaryota; Fungi; Basidiomycota; Pucciniomycetes; Pucciniales; Melampsoraceae
Exons: 5
Coding region: 1-336 (111 amino acids)
Source: RefSeq, a predicted model, not a curated record
AUGAGCUUGAAAAAUUAUCUUACCAUUGUUGUGAUUUGUUUCACAAUGUCUUUCUUUCUAAAUAUGAACUCAGUCAAUGCUUUGACUGUUGAUUGUCGUGGUGGAUACAACACAGGGUUUUUCCAGCAUAUCAAAUGGCCAUCGAAACAACACAAGUGUGAUCCUAAAAAUUGUCAUCAUAAUAACUGCGUCGCUGACGAUAAUAGUAUUCCGCCCAGUACACAGAAUUGUGUCAUCUACCAAUACUACGACAAAAAGAAUUUCGUCUGUCUCAAUUCUGCCGGUAAACAGUUCAAGUGCCCUCACCAGGAUUCCCAAGCACCAUUCAUAAGGUAG